ACACGUUUCUAUAAAUGUGCAUGCUCUUCCUGGUAUUUCUCAUAGAACAUAGAGAGUGAAUAAUAGAAUUCACUGCUGGCUGGGUUUUGAUGCAAAAAUUUCCUGUUUAAAAAAAAAAUUGUCACUUUUUCCUUUUACCUAGUUGCACUCCUGAGAGCAAGAUGGGUCACCAGCAGUUGUACUGGAGCCACUCAUGGAAAUUCGGCCAGGGAUCUCGCUCUUGUCACGUCUGUUCAAACCGGCACGGUCUGAUCCGGAAAUAUGGCCUCAAUAUGUGCCGUCAGUGUUUCUGUCAGUAUGGGAAGGAUAUCGGCUUCAUUAAGUUGGACUAAAUGAUCUUCCUUCCAAAGAUUACCCAGGGCAUCUACUCAAUGAAAAACCAUGAUAGCUCUUUGUACAUAAAAUAAAUAUUUGAAAAAAAAAUUGUCAGCUUGGCCAACAUUGCGAAACC
This is a messenger RNA of Chlorocebus sabaeus (green monkey), 451 nucleotides long. Its product is annotated as small ribosomal subunit protein uS14-like. Gene Ontology annotation, cellular component: ribosome; cytosolic small ribosomal subunit. NCBI's taxonomy places the organism in Eukaryota, Metazoa, Chordata, Mammalia, Primates, Cercopithecidae. Gene Ontology annotation, biological process: cytoplasmic translation. Gene Ontology annotation, molecular function: structural constituent of ribosome; zinc ion binding. The record is from RefSeq and is a predicted model, not a curated record.